ACAAUGGAAAGCAUAUGAUUCCCUUACGCUGUCCAAUUCUUAGAUACCCUUUUAUUUUUCUUGCCUCUUUUACCAUUUAAAGAAAGAACUCCGAUUCUGUGAGAGGAGAGAAAGAGAGGGAGAAGAGAGAGGAGAGAGAGGGCUGAAGCUGAACCCAAAAGGGUGCCUCCUUGUGUAAUUUUCCCAUAACACUACAGAAGCCCUCUUAUCCCUUUCCCCUCGCUCAUCACCAGCACUUGAAGGGUUCCCUUAAAAAGAGUAAAGAGUAUCGCAGUGUUUUAGCUUCUUACUACUCUUACCCAGAUGAGCUUUACAGGGUUUCUGAAAAUGCAGCAGAGCUUGAAAUUGAAUCUUCUGUUUUGAGCUUCUCUUUCUCCUUGUGGGUUCUUGAGUAUAUGGGAGUAAUGGGGAAGAAUGGAUUUGUUUUGGCUCUCUUACUCAUGGUUUUACUUGGAUGUCUCUCAUCAGCUUCAGCCACUGAUCCUGCAAGAAUUGUUACUGGGUUUGUUUCCAAUGGUUUCUCUGCUCUUCUAAAAUGGCUGUGGUCACUUAAAGCAACCACCAAAACUGCAGUUUCUGGUCGUCCGAUGGUGAAGUUUGAGAGUGGUUACACUGUAGAGACGGUAUUCGAUGGGAGUAAGCUUGGAAUCGAGCCGUACACGGUUGAGGUUUCAAACAAUGGGGAGCUUCUGAUUUUGGACUCUGCAAACAGUAACAUUUACAAGAUUUCAUCACCAUUGUCUCGCUAUAGUAGGCCAAAACUGGUUGCUGGAUCAUCUGAAGGUUAUUCUGGACAUGUGGAUGGGAAGCUUAGAGAAGCAAGGAUGAACCAGCCAAAGGGACUUACUGUGGAUGAUAGGGGAAAUAUUUACAUAGCGGACACUAUGAACAUGGCAAUCAGGAAGAUCAGUGAUGCAGGGGUUACAACAAUUGCAGGAGGAAAAUGGAGCCGUGGAGGGGGCUAUGUUGAUGGGCCAAGUGAAGAUGCAAAGUUUUCCAGUGAUUUUGAUGUUGUUUAUAUCGGAAGCAGCUGCUCUCUUCUUGUCAUAGAUAGAGGAAAUCAGGCUAUUCGAGAGAUACAGCUGCAUUUUGAUGACUGUGCCUACCAAUAUGGGAGUGGUUUUCCUUUAGGGAUUGCCGUGCUGGUUGCUGCUGGCUUCUUUGGUUACAUGUUGGCUUUGCUCCAAAGGAGAGUGUGUACGAUUGUCUCUGCCCAAAAUGAUUCCAUAAGUAGUAAAACAAGCUUUCCAUCCAGUCCAUAUCAGAAACCACUGAAAUCAUCAGUCAGGCCACCAUUAAUCCCCACCGAAGAUGAAUCAGAGAAGCAAGAAGAAGGCUUCUUUGGUUCACUUGGGAGGCUUUUCCUCAAUACUGGUGGAGCUGUGGCGGAAAUAUUCAGGGCAUUGUUCUCAGGUUCUAGGAGGAAGCCACUGACCCAUCAACUGCAACAGCAGGACUGUCUACAGCAAAAGCGUCAAAAUGCUUGGCCAUUGCAAGAAAGUUUUGUGAUACCUGAUGAAGAUGAGCCACCGUCUAUAGAAACAAGGACCCCAACCCCAAGGAAGACCUAUGCUUUCAUGACUAAUGACCCAGAGAAGACCAACCAUUUCCGGCAAAGUCGAGCUUUCUAUAGUGGUUGGGAUGGUGAUUUUCAGCAGCAACAACAGCAUCACCAGCAGCCUCAGCAACAUCAUCAGAGGCAUUAUUCGUCUGGCCCGAAAACAUGCUAUGAGCAGAGUUCUGAGACUACCAAUGAGAUUGUGUUUGGGGCAGUUCAAGAUGGUCGGCGUGAAGCAGUGGUGAUAAAGGCUGUGGACUAUGGAGAUCCAAUUUAUGAUCAUCGCAAUUUCCGGUCUCGAGGCCAUUAUGUGGGUUAUGCUCAUGGCUAUUAAAUAUUAAUCUUCAGUAUUACCUAUAAAAGAUACAAGAUUUUCAGUCUUUUCACCUCUUUCUAAUUGAUAUUUAAAUAUAUAGGGAGUGGGGAGUUUCUACAUGACUUGUGAAGAAAGAAUUGUAGUGACAGUCUUUGUGAGUUUGUUCAAGGAAUGUUGAUUCUCUGAAGUUAAACACUCUUUAUCCUUUUAA
This is a messenger RNA of Macadamia integrifolia, 2085 nucleotides long. RefSeq lists its product as uncharacterized. NCBI's taxonomy places the organism in Eukaryota, Viridiplantae, Streptophyta, Magnoliopsida, Proteales, Proteaceae. The record is from RefSeq and is a predicted model, not a curated record. Bases 396 to 1892 code for a protein of 498 amino acids. Gene Ontology annotation, molecular function: protein binding. The transcript is spliced from 7 exons.